Etheostoma cragini (Arkansas darter) is the source of this 902-nucleotide messenger RNA. It is a transcript of the gene med11, whose product is annotated as mediator complex subunit 11. Gene Ontology annotation, biological process: regulation of transcription by RNA polymerase II. The transcript is spliced from 4 exons. The record is from RefSeq and is a predicted model, not a curated record. Bases 166 to 537 code for a protein of 123 amino acids. NCBI's taxonomy places the organism in Eukaryota, Metazoa, Chordata, Actinopteri, Perciformes, Percidae. Gene Ontology annotation, molecular function: transcription coregulator activity. Gene Ontology annotation, cellular component: mediator complex.
UUUGUUGAUGUGCAGUUUCUUCGUCAGCUGCUGGUUGAUACUUCGGUUUUUAGGUCCUCUCCUGUGUACGCACAGCCGAGUUGUCGGCGCUACACUGUGUGUGGACUACAGUGGGAGUUGUUUUCGGAGAGCUGCUGGUUGUGGCCGGUGAAUUCCUGGCCACUCAUGGCAAACGAGCGGCUCCGAGCUCUGGAGGAUGUGGAGAAGGAGAUAGCGACGGUCAUGCAGUGCGCCGGUAAUAUAGUUCUUGAACUCUCCAAAGACAAGCACAACGCCAGCCUCCUGGACAGACAGCUGGUCCAGUUCCAGAGCUCCGUCAACCGGGUGGAGAACGAGCUGAGCGGCCAGAUCCGCUACCUCACACAGGUAGCUACUGGUCAACCUCACGAAGGCUCCACUUACUCAGCCAGGAAGGACUGUCAGAUGGCACUGAACCGAGCCGAGUACGCCAAAGUCAAACUGGGAGAACUGGGACGGACCUGCGAAGUCAUGCUGGAGCAGCAGCAGCAGCAGCAGCAGCAGCAACAGCAGACAUGAGACCCGAGAUCUGGAUCUGCUCCUGCACACGGUCUAACUUGCAAGAAAAAAUAGAAAAAGUUCAAUCCUCCUGGAGGGAAAAAAAGACACACCGGCAAGUCCACGCAAUGUUUGACACACUCCUACUCAAAAAGGGAUAUUAUAAAACUUGAUUUAAAGUGCUUGUAUUAUGCUCAUUUUCUUCAUAAUUGAAAAAAGAUAUACAACAAUAAAUGACAGAAUAAGCAUAAUAUGAGCACUUCAAGACAUUUAUUUACUAUUUUAUUCACACAUUAUGCUACUUUUGGGAACCCAAGACUUUUUUGAACUUAUUUCAUGCACCAACACAAUUGAGUUCAGGCAUGAUUUCAUGAGAAAUAAUGGGC